GGCAACGUCGGUAAUUUGCGACAGCGUACAACAUACAUAGAACAACAUUAAAAGAAUAUCAACAUAAAAUGUUUUAAGACAAUAUAACAUUUAUUUAGCUAUAACGUUUACUUAUAUCUGAGAAUUAUUAGGAGUAGGAUAGGUUACUAAUAUGACUGAACCUAGUAAGAAAAGUUCAAUCAUUUCAAGUAAUCAACUGCUAAGAAAUGUACCCUAUAAUGUUCUCAGUCAUCAUCUUCAUCAUGAACAUCAACAGCCAAGGCACCUUGAUAGUGCUCAUAUUCAAAGUCAAUCUAAGGAAUUUGAAGAUUUUUUAUCGCAAAGUUAUAAUAUCCAUGCUCUUUCUCAAAGUGCAGCUGGAGAUCGCAGAUCUUAUCCUCGAGCAUCAAAAGCUUUUACUCUUGAAGAAAUUAGGAAAGAUCUUCAACCCUUUGCAUGGAAAAAUGGAUUUGUAGCUUCAAAUUUAAGCAGCAGCAAAAACAAUAUCAAAAGUAGUUCAAUAAAUGACUUACAUCAAGCUGCUAUAGAAGUUAAUAAUUCUGUUCAAUCAGAACAACAAAAGUUGUCACAGCUUGUUUCAUAUGGCUAUGAUGAGGCUAUUGCGGCUGAUGUUUUACGAAAUAACAGUAACAAAAGUAUUGAAGUUCUUGUGGAUAUUUUAAAUUCGAUUAUUGGAUGUCACAAAAUGAAAGUUCCAAGUAGGGUUUUGACCAAUCAUAGAGUCCUUGGUAAUAAUAAUCACUUUCAGCCUUCUUUUUUACAAACUUUACAAAACAAGUAUGCCUCAAACAGUCGAUACUAUCCUUCAAAUGAUUUAACUAGGAAAGGAAUGCAGUAUAAAGAUUUAUCUCCCACCAAUUUUACCAAUAAUUUGCCAUUUGAACAUUUUUCUAAUGUUCAAAGCCAAUGCAAAUACCCUCGAGAAACAGACCAUGCUCAGCGAUAUCAGUCUAGUGUUUUUGUGAGUGCUCACAAUCUUUACCAUCAAGAUAUGCCAGAUGAUUCUUAUUUACAAAACUUGGGAGCAGAAAAUUUUGGUCGGCCAAGUGUUGUUACCAUGAGGCAAAAGAAAACAGAUAAGCAAUUCAAUCCUCAAAAUCGCUGGUCAGCUGAUGUUUUACAAACAUAUGAAAUUGAAAAUGUUCCCAACAAACCACCGCCUCCUUAUCCAGGAUUGUUAAAACGACCAUCUCUUCCAGACAAUUUUUCAGUAACUAAUAUCUCAGACGCAUUAGAAAAUGUUCGAACUGGAGUUGAUUUACCUACAUAUAAUGGAUAUACAAAAAACUCAAAUCAUUUAUCUACCACACAGGGAAGAAAUAUUAUCAAUUCUCCUCAUAACAUACAGGCAGUGCAUGUUUUUGGAACUCCAACAAAAAUGGAUUCUAACUUUUCUCCUAUAGUUGAAUCUGUCAUUCCUCGUCGUUCGCCUCCUCCUUAUUCAGCAGGUGGAUCGCAAAGAUCAAGUAAAUGUAAUUCUCUUAAUAUAGAAGAAUUAGAAAAUAGUUUGUUGUACACAUUUUCAAGUUUAGAUGACAGAAAUUUUAAUAAGGAAGAUGUAGAGUCAAACCUAGGUGACUCUUCACCAACCUUUUUAUCCAAUUCUGAUAAUACUGAGCGUUUUGAUGGUGUCAAGCGUUCUUACUCCCCUCUGCCAGAAUGCUCAAACUCACCAUAUGUUACAAUGAUUGUAAGGAAAGAUCAUGAAAAAGAAAGUGCAAUUGAAGAAAAUGAAAAUCAGCAUGAAAAUGCAAGUUUGCGCUUAAAGAAUUACACACCACAAGCCUGUAAAUUCUAUCUAGAACAGCAUUUUGAAAAUUUACUUAAAAGACAAGAGCAGCGUGAGGUUAGACGCAAACAACUUGAAGAUGAGAUGUCUAGAGUUGGUCUACCAUUACAAGACCAAGAGCAAAUGAGAAAGUUACUUAGACAAAAAGAAUCAAAUUAUAUACGCUUACGAAGAGCUAAGAUGGAUAAAACUAUGUUUACAAAGAUAAAAAUUAUUGGAAUUGGCGCAUUUGGUGAAGUUAGUCUUGUACGUAAAAAUGGAACUGAGGCCUAUUAUGCUAUGAAAACUUUAAGAAAAAGUGAAGUUGUUCGCAGAAAUCAAGUUGCUCAUGUCAAGGCAGAAAGAGAUAUAUUGGCUGAGGCUGAUAAUGAAUGGGUAGUAAAACUUUAUUACUCUUUUCAAGAUACUAAUAACUUAUAUUUUGUGAUGGAUUAUGUACCUGGGGGUGAUUUAAUGGCUCUUUUAAUCAAACGAGGUAUUUUUGAAGACAAUUUAGCUCGUUUUUAUAUUGGAGAGUUAGUACUUGCAAUUGAAUCAGUUCACAAAUUAGGUUUUAUUCAUAGAGACAUCAAACCUGAUAAUGUUUUAAUUGACAGAUAUGGUCAUAUUAAGUUAACUGACUUUGGCCUGUGUACUGGUUUCCAUUGGACUCAUGAUUCAAAAUAUUAUCAGCCUGAGCAAGCUCUUGAAAAUCAUUCACGACAGUUUUCAAUGGAACCUGAGGGAGGUUGGGAUUCUUUAGUUGAAGAGGGUAACUGUGGUUGUAAAAGUAGUGAACGUCUUGAUAAUGAUUUAUAUGAGCCAUUACAACGUAGAAACAUGCGUCGGCAUAUGAGGUGUCAGGCACAUUCUUUAGUAGGCACACCAAAUUAUAUAGCUCCUGAAGUUUUGAUGCGCAUUCCAUACUCACAACAAUGUGAUUGGUGGUCUGUUGGUGUUAUUCUUUAUGAAAUGCUUAUUGGCCAUCCUCCAUUUAUGGCUCGCACUCCAGCUGAGAUUCAAUUAAAGAUUAUUAAUUGGAAAGAGACUUUAACUAUCCGCAAAAAACUACCUCGUCAUUCAGAGAACCUUAUUUUACAGUUAUGCAGCGCUCCUGAAAAUCGAAUCGGAAGGAAUGGUGCUCAUGAAAUAAAAAACCAUCCUUAUUUUGAUAAUUUUAAUUUUUUGUCCAUACAUGAGGAAAAGGCACCUUUUGUUCCUAUAAUCAAUCAUCCAACCGACACUUCUAACUUUGAUCCAGUUCCUGAAAGUAAAUCUAAUGAGUUUGAUAUUGGGGAUGUGUCCAGCCAAGAUGUAGAUGACAAAUUAGGUCCUGGAGCCUAUGCGUUUUAUGAAUUCACUUUUCGUCAUUUUUUUGAUGAUGGAGGCUUUGCAAAUCCAGUUGCAAAGAAAAUUGAGCAAAAUAUUAAGCCAAACACAGUAUCACCUGCAAAGCGUUCUGCAACAACAACAAGCAAUUCAAUUAGUAUACCUAAUAAAGUUUCAGUACCUAACUCAGAUGCUAAUAAAAGCAAGUUGCCUGUUUUUGUAUGAUUUUUUUAUAAUUUUUUGGUAAAUUCCUGGUUUGACGGUUUUAGUUUUUAUAUAAUUUAUAUAAUUUUAUUUUAUAUUAAAAUAAUUUUUUGCAAGUUUAUAUUUUCUAGUUUCUAGUGUUAAUAUAUUUUUUUAAAAGCGUGUUUAAAUAUUUUUUUUUUGAAGAAACUUUGCAUACUGUACUGAUUUUUUUUAAUGAGGUAUUAUUAUAUUUAUGAAGUAUUUCGCUUUUAAAUAAAAUUAUUUUUUUAGAUAUCUUAUAAUAAUUUUUUUUUC
This is a messenger RNA of Hydra vulgaris (swiftwater hydra), 3598 nucleotides long. RefSeq names its product serine/threonine-protein kinase Warts. Gene Ontology annotation, molecular function: protein serine/threonine kinase activity; ATP binding. Lineage: Eukaryota; Metazoa; Cnidaria; Hydrozoa; Anthoathecata; Hydridae. The record is from RefSeq and is a predicted model, not a curated record. Gene Ontology annotation, biological process: positive regulation of apoptotic process; hippo signaling; G1/S transition of mitotic cell cycle.